Molecule: messenger RNA, 2349 nt
Organism: Aspergillus wentii DTO 134E9
Lineage: Eukaryota; Fungi; Ascomycota; Eurotiomycetes; Eurotiales; Aspergillaceae
Exons: 4
Coding region: 1-2349 (782 amino acids)
Biological process (GO): poly(A)-dependent snoRNA 3'-end processing; exonucleolytic trimming to generate mature 3'-end of 5.8S rRNA from tricistronic rRNA transcript (SSU-rRNA, 5.8S rRNA, LSU-rRNA); CUT catabolic process
Cellular component (GO): cytoplasmic exosome (RNase complex); nucleus; nuclear exosome (RNase complex)
Molecular function (GO): RNA binding
Source: RefSeq, a predicted model, not a curated record
AUGGUGCAAGACAACGAUGAGUCUCAGUCUAUGGCUGAGAGCUUGCCAGAUGCGCCUGCGGCGACCCCUGCCAAACAGUCCUACCGGUCGUUCAAAAAAAAGUAUGCCAAGCUUAAGGUCAAGUUUGAACUCGGAAUGAGAGAGAGUGAAUCGCUCAUCCGCGAAGAGCUGCGCAUCGAAGACCUUUCGAAGAGGAUUCAGGAGCAAAAUGAUCAACUUCUUGAAGUUUUGCUUGAAUUUAAUGACAGCCUUCAUAUUUCUCCAAGCCUACGAUACGAUCUAAGUGCCCCCGGUGACGACUUCUUCUUACCCACCCCAGACAGGGAACUGUCGCCAAUGCACAAGAAUGCUACAGUUGCGAAUUCGGCAUUGAAGCAAGCUAGUGCAGGAAUGGCAGCUGGAGAGAUAGUGCCUGAAAAUUAUCGCGGCCUGGAAGGAAAUGUUAAGCGCGACACAGCCUUCGCACCGGAGAUGCAAUAUUCGUCUUUGACAAAGCUUCCCCACACCACGUCACAUCCAGAGGAACAAAGUCUGUCUGCGGAAAGUACAUUUGGACACACUCUGGGAUUUCUCACGCCGGAGCAUGAAACCGAAUAUUAUUUGGCUAUGGAUGCUAGGCUUGGAGACGAGUCAGCGGCUCUGCAGUUAAGUCGCACUUCGGACAAGCCCUCGUUUGCCGACCGGGAAAGAGAUGCUUCGCUUAGAAACCCUGUUUCCGUCUAUAACUGGCUGCGGAGGAACCAACCACACAUCUUCCUGCAGGACAACGAGAAUGCUUCAGAGAAGUCUGGCUCGCGACCAUCAAACCCACGUGGCUCAAAACGAGCGCCGACAACCCAGCCGCGAAAAGAUGAGGACGUGUACGAUGAAGAUGGUAUUCUGGUGGAGAGCGGGCCUACCCCCGGAAGUACCAAGGGCAAGCGCAAGCGCGAUGAAGAUACCGGAUAUCGACCCAAGGGAGGUAGCAGCCGUUCAAACCGCAAGAAGAAGGACGAGGGAAGCUCCGAUCUAACAUCUACGACUUUUCAACUUUCUACAUUCCCGGGUUGCUUCAUAAAUCUUGUGAUUGCUGGAUUGUACAGAAUCUCGUGCAUAACAUUCAAAAUGGCCAUCACCAUUCUCCCUCCAGUGGUGGAGGAUGUCGAUAUCUCCCAUGCAGAUUCCGACGAUGAUUCCAUGUCGGUCGACUCGGAUGGAGGCGUGGAUUUGGCCGGAGGAGCUUCUCGACCAGGCAAACGAGCCCGUCUUGCAGGAGGCAACAAAAUUGGGGCAGGGAUUGUGACGCCGGGAGAAGUGGUGACGGAUGAUCCACAAUGGAUGAGGUCAGUUUUCUUAUUUCUAUGCUCAUGGCGACUUAUUUCAUCUACGUCCGAUGGUAUACUGACCAAGAUACUUAGAGGUCAUGGCACCUACACAAACCCUCUGUCAACUUCUAUCAUCGCUACCGUCGCUGGUACUGUCCAAAAAACCAACAAGUUGCUCUCCGUGACCCCUAUUCGCGCCCGCUACACCCCGGAAAUCGGUGAUCUGGUGGUAGGGCGGAUCGUGGAGGUCCAGUCCCGACGGUGGAAGGUCGAUGUCGCCGCCCCUCUACUGGCGCAGCUCCCACUCUCCGCAAUCAAUCUGCCGGGUGGCAUUCUGCGUCGACGAACGAGCGCGGAUGAAUUGCAGAUCCGAACUUUUUUCAGCGAGGGUGAUUUGGUGGUGGCAGAAGUUCAGAGCGUGCACUCUGAUGGUGCGGCAUCAUUACAUACACGGUCGCUGAAAUACGGCAAGCUCCGAAAUGGUGUCUUUCUUGCCGUGACGGGCACAGGUGGAAGUGGCGCAUCGAGCUCGAAUGUCAAGGGCGGAAUUGGGCCUGGAUCUGCCGCCGGAGGGACGGUGGGUACGACAGGCACUGGAGGUGUGGUUCGGUCACGAAGACAAGUUUGGACCAUCAGUACUGCCAAUGGUGGUGGUGAUGUGAACGUCAUUCUUGGAGUCAAUGGGUACAUUUGGAUUGCGAAACACACCGACGGCACCGCGGCGGCAUCGUCUACAACGGACAGUGUAUCUAUCACCCGAAUGGAGGAGAUGGUGUCGAGCUCGAUCUACUCAAGUCAGAACGAUGAGAUCUUACCGCAAACACGACGUGAAAUUGCACGUUUGGCGCAGAGCAUCCGGGUUCUUGUCCAGGGCGGGGUGCCCGUGGAUGAGGAGACGGUCAUGUCGUCGUACGAGGCCAGUCUACAGGUGGAUCUAGAGGUGGGCGAUGAUGACGAAGAUGAAGAUGGCAAAAGGGAAGGCAGAGAGUAUCUCGAGGGGGACAAGGCACAAAGGAUCCUGGAGUUGGUCCUGGAACGGAGAUAA